This is a messenger RNA of Acanthocheilonema viteae, 648 nucleotides long. The record is from the annotation of a GenBank genome assembly. Lineage: Eukaryota; Metazoa; Nematoda; Chromadorea; Rhabditida; Onchocercidae.
AUGAGUGCGGCUCCUGGUCCGCGAGAUUACGAUCAUCUUUUCAAAUUGCUUAUCAUUGGUGAUAGCGGUGAAUUUUUGACAGCAUGAGUUGGAAAAAGUAGCUUAUUGCUUCGAUUUGCAGAUAAUACAUUUUCUCCGAAUUAUAUUACAACCAUCGGUGUUGACUUUAAAAUUAGAACGGUUACAAUCAACGGGCAACGAGUGAAGUUACAGAUUUGGGAUACAGCUGGUCAAGAAAGAUUUCGUACCAUCACUUCUACUUACUACCGUGGAACGCACGGUGUGAUUGUUGUGUAUGAAGUAACAAGUGGUGAUUCAUUCAGUAACGUGAAAAGAUGGCUGCAUGAAAUCGACACAAAUUGUGAAAAUGUUCAAAAAGUUCUCGUUGGAAACAAAGCCGACGAUCCGGAACGACGGGUAGUAUUAGAAGUGGAUGCUCGCCGUUUUGCCGAAACAAUGAAAAUUCCAUUCUUCGAAACUUCCGCUAAAGAAAAUACCAAUGUUGAAGAAAUGUUCAACUGCAUAACGCGGUUAGUACUAGAAGCAAAACUUCGAGCUCCUCAAUCAAACAUUGGUGAUAGUGGCGGUGGUGUGCGAUUGGGUGGCUCUACUCUGAGACGGCAUGAAAAGAGAAAAUGUUGUAGCUGA